UCCACGUCCACAACAACAAGAAGAAGGAGAAGCCGUGGGUGGAAGCACGGGAGGAGGAGAGAGAGGUGAUAGAGAUGGGCAACAGCCUUCGGUGUUGCUUGGCGUGCGUCCUGCCGUGCGGCGCCCUCGACGUGGUUCGCGUGGUGCACCUGAGUGGCCAAGUGGAGGAGUACAGCCGCCACGUCACCGCCGGGGAGAUCCUGGCGGCCAACCCCGACCACGUCCUCAGCAAGCCAUGCAGCUCGCAGGGCGUGGUCCGCCGGAUCCUGAUCGUCUCGCCCGAGUCGGAGCUGAAGCGGGGCGACAUCUACUUCCUCAUCCCCACCUCGACGUUGCCCGACCAGAAGAAGAGCAGCGACGACAAGAGGAAGAAGCAUGCCGAGAACACACGCACGACAGAGAUCCUCGCGGAGAAGAAGCAGCCGAGCCAUCGUCGCCAUAGGAGCGGCCGGGUCGGGGUAUGGCGGCCGCACCUGGAGAGAAUCUGCGAAGACUCAUGAAGCUAGCAGCAGCAGCAGCAGCAGCACAGACUCGUGUAACCAUCCGUUCCUCCAUCCUCCAUGGAGACGAGCAAAUCUGUAGAACUUGUAGACCUUUUUAACGAUGAUCUUCUCAUCUAAUAAAGAGAAUGAUCAGCUCGUUCAGAAUCGUUGUUCACGAGGGAUCAGCCAUGCAAUCGAUCGACAACCUGUAACUCCACAUUUGUCUUGCUCCAUGAACAGAAAACAUUACAGAAAAAGCUACGAAAGGAUCUAACGUUGUCGAAUCAGUAUCCAACCGGUAGAUUGCUACAGGAGAAAUCAAACUGAACCAAACCAAAGGCUCACUGUUGAUCCGCAUGCUGGCUGUGUCUUGUUUCUUGAGUGGAGAGAGAUCUGUAUCUUCCUCGUGCAGUCUACGACUGACAAAUCUGAUCAACCUGAACAAAAGAUAAUGAGAAUUUUCUGCUCGAUCUGUUUGCCAUCCUAAGAAAAGUGGAGCUGCAGUAAGAAGGGAGGUUGUGCGUGGCUCCAGAAAACGUGUGGCUGCAGCCUUGCAGGUUUAGUAAAACAAUGAUACAGUAGUAUACAUGUUGCCCGAGGGAAGAGAUCAAAUUUGAUACUUGUGCUACAACAGAAGAAAUCCCUUGAGGAGAAGAGAGAGAGAGAGAGAGAGAGAGGCUAAGGGAAUUGAUUAAAGACGAGGGUAUACAGCUAAUAAGGUGCAAUUGUUUAAUUGGAUCUUUUGACUACAGCUCUUGGAUCCAUAUCAACAGAUUGUUGAGGAGAAUAUAUAUAUAGUGAAUAUGAUUCCAGAAUCCACUAUUUUAUGCUGCAGUGGCAGCUAAGAGGUGUGGGGACAAGCAGUCUAGAGAUGUAGAAUAAGGAGUAGCACAGAAUCAUGGGGUCUUGCUGAGGUUAGAAUAUGGAUCAAUGAUUGGUUGUCAAUGACAUGGUUUGUUGGAGAAGAAGAUCAUGGUAAGAUUGAUGAGAAAGACAUCACAAAACUGCAUGCACGAAGAUGAUGAUAUGGGAGCAGAAGGUGAGACUAAACAACUACUGUUGAAUCAAUGACACUAAAAAGUUUGGGAUGGGGGAGAAGAAUUGGUGUCCUGAGAUCUGAGAACACAGACAAAAGUUGUAGUUUGGUGCAUGGACUCCCCAUGAUCUCACAUCUCAUGCACUUCUUGCAGCAAGACACAAGAAUGUGUUGCUAGCUGGCACUUAUUUUCUCUCUCUCUCUCUCUCUCUCUCUCUCUCUUGACAUAGCUUUCAUAACCUAAUAACCAUUAGAGGUCUAUUCCUACACAUCAAAUCAUGUUCUAAGGUAUUCAAUUAAUGCAAUUAUUGCAGGACACAUCCCUAACCAGCUUUCUUAUCACCAGUUUAUCUUCCUAAUGGUAAAAAAAAUCAUUAAUGUGGAGUCUGAAAAGGAUCAAUGUUAAAAAAAAAAAAAAAUCUUACUAAUAUGGAGUCUGAAAAAGAUCAAUGUAGGAGAAUCCUUAUCAGCUUAUCUUCAUCUAGACAUCAAAUGUAGGUAUCAUCAUCUCAUAGAUUGAGCCUGAACAAUAUAAUAAGAUGGAUAUGAGUUAAAAGGCAAGGUUGAGCAUAGUUGGGAAUAAUUAGGCUCGGCCUGAAUUGACAUGAUUCUAUGGUUCCAUGUAU
Messenger RNA from Musa acuminata AAA Group (dessert banana), 2144 nucleotides. RefSeq lists its product as uncharacterized. The coding region runs from base 75 to 500 and encodes 141 amino acids. NCBI's taxonomy places the organism in Eukaryota, Viridiplantae, Streptophyta, Magnoliopsida, Zingiberales, Musaceae. The transcript has a single exon. The record is from RefSeq and is a predicted model, not a curated record.